Messenger RNA from Mesorhabditis spiculigera, 1516 nucleotides. The record is from the annotation of a GenBank genome assembly. NCBI's taxonomy places the organism in Eukaryota, Metazoa, Nematoda, Chromadorea, Rhabditida, Rhabditidae.
AAAUGACGACGACGUGAGCGAGGAGGCAGAAGAAGACGAGGAACCCGGCGACAUUUACAAAUUUCUCUACAAGCGAAUGAAGCAGGAUGCUGAUAGCAAGUUGGCAAAACGCCAAUUGGCUCCGCAGCCCUAUAUGAUUCCCGGUCCUCAGGAGCCGCUCCCUGGCCGUUCACAUCCGAGCGAUUACUGGCCUGUUUUUCCGUUUCAAAAUCAAUAUUCCGGGGGUUUGGAUCUGGAUCCAUCGAUUUCUCGGCACAUCGGCGGUGACCUGAACCUGGCCAUCCCCCUCCUGGGGAAUCCUCGACAUUUACGGUCGUUUCUUCAACCGUAUCCACGAUACGACAACCAAGUUUGGUUACCUCAACCACCCGGUGAAUAUGAUGGAUUUGGAAAAGGAGGAUUUUGUGGAGUUGAUGAGCAACCCGAGCUCACACUGGAAUCGAGGCAUUUGGUGCGCUACCAGCGCUCCAUUAAAUAUUAUGACAACCCUCCUGAACGACCCGAUGUCGAUCCGGGGCCCUAUCAGUCGAUCAUCUGUAUGAACCUGGAGCGAAAAGCCUUCAUAUUCUUGCGAAGGGAUGGGCAACUGGAAUACGCUAUGCUUGGAGCCAUUGAAGAUCCUCAAGGGUUUCAACUUGAGUUCAUCGUCCCGAGAAGGUCGUGGCGAUUCAAGCCUGGAUGCGCUGACGAUCCGGUUUUUACUAUCCCAUACAUUUUCGAUGGGGAUGAGAAUGGGGCACGCGGAGCGCUGAUGGGGAUGCACAUCUUUGUGGAGUGCGCUCGAGUUGGCUGUGAGCUACAUAUGCAUUUUCGCUACAUGAGCCCGGAUAAAAAACUCGAAACGCAUGCCACGGCGCUGCCACUGGGGCCAAACGGCGACAUGAUCCUAGCGAAACCCGAGCUGGUCAAGUCGGCCUAUAUCCUUGCGUCGAAUCGCUCGUUCGUAAUAUUGGCGUUCACGGACGUCAUCGCGUACGAAAAAAGCAAAGAUGUGUUCAACGUCAUUUCCGUGGAUUUUGCAGCAGGCGGCAGUGAGCAAGAAUAUGCGUCGGCGCAUCGCAGUCGAAAAAUCGUUGACAUGCACUUUGGCAUGGAUCGGCGCGAGCUGUGGAUAUUGAUGGAGAAUGCGCACAUCGUCUGUUUACAAUGGGUGUCCGGGAAGGAUGAAUUCAAGCUUCAUCAACUCCGGUGGAUGAGCAUUCCGGGGAUGCAAAUUGCCCGCUCUUUUCAUGCAAUGACCCCGGUGGUCUACGAUCUGACGGGGAAAUGCCAGGUAAUGGAAUGGGGCCAGGAUGCAACGGAAUUGUUGGGCCUUCCGCGAGACCAUUAUUCAGUGCACAUCAGUGAUCGGGUGGGAGUCCUCAUCGAUUUCGAGGAUCCGACGGCACCGAAAGGGCUUCGCAUGCACCUGUGGGUUGAGCAAGUUGGUUGCGUGCUGCCGCCCCUCGUGCCAUAUGACAUCCACAAAAUGGUCGCCGCACCCGUUGAUCAGCUCGGAUUGAGUUUGGUAAGCUUU